Ogataea parapolymorpha DL-1 is the source of this 810-nucleotide messenger RNA. RefSeq lists its product as uncharacterized. The coding region runs from base 1 to 810 and encodes 269 amino acids. The transcript has a single exon. The record is from RefSeq and is a predicted model, not a curated record. NCBI's taxonomy places the organism in Eukaryota, Fungi, Ascomycota, Pichiomycetes, Pichiales, Pichiaceae.
AUGGCUUCCGGCCCUUAUCUCUGGGAGCGGCUGCCAAAGCCGGAUAUGGCCAACACAACCUUCUAUCUUCUCCUAGAUGGUCCUGAAGACGUUUUUGGACUACAGGCCGAUUGUCCUGAGACGCCUGUUACCCCACAAGAUCCAGAGGUCAGCGAGGAACAACAAAGAAUACAGAAGAUCAAAGAGGCCAUUCAGCAUUCCCACGACUCGCCGGUACUGAAGGCCAAGAUGGCGGCCUCACGAAUACACUCCAAACAUUUGGCCGAGUUUGACGAGGAUUCCAGUUUGGACGACGUCGCUUUGCAGAGAAUCACCCAGCUAGUAAAUAUGGACGACGACAGCGACUCAGACAGGUUGGAGUUGAACAAACUGUUUCCCAACGCAGUGCGCACGAUCAAGCUUGUGGAGGGUGAUCAGGACAACAUUGAUCGUAUGUUGAGGCUUGAAAGCUCCAAACACGCAAAAUUGACACAAAAGGUGCGCAAAAGAAGACAGCCCUCUGAAGAGUCAACCUCGCUUGCAAGCGAGGCGUCCAGCGAUGUUAUCCUGUCGAAACGAGGAAAACGGAAAUUUGCAAGAUACAGCUUCACGCAAACUGAGUCGGAACAGAAAGAGUCGGGGGACAGGAAAAAUGGGCACGCAGAUUACAAAGAACGGGAGAGCAAAGACGAAGAUAAGGGCGAGGAAACCGAUUUGGCUGAGGCAACUAAUGACCUUAUCGACAUCGACGACGAUGGAGCGUCCUCUGCAUCCAGCUCUCAAUACGAGCCUUUGUCUCAAUCUUUGGAAAAAAAGUGCAUUUCCAUCUAA